Daktulosphaira vitifoliae (grape phylloxera) is the source of this 1813-nucleotide messenger RNA. RefSeq names its product tyrosine-protein phosphatase non-receptor type 2 (gene Ptp61F). The record is from RefSeq and is a predicted model, not a curated record. The coding region runs from base 218 to 1636 and encodes 472 amino acids. Lineage: Eukaryota; Metazoa; Arthropoda; Insecta; Hemiptera; Phylloxeridae. The transcript has 8 exons. Gene Ontology annotation, molecular function: protein tyrosine phosphatase activity. Gene Ontology annotation, biological process: protein dephosphorylation.
AAAUAUUAAUUUGUUAGCAAGUUUCAAUUAAUUGAUUAUUUUUCUUAGUAAAUAGAAUAGUUAUGCAAUUUAUUAUUUAAGAUAAAAGUAAAUUAUAUUUUAGUUAAUUUUAAUCGCAAUCAAUUUUGUUAUAUUCUAGUAAUACUUACAAUAAAUAUUAUUGAUAUUUUUAUUACCAAAAUCUGAGUAUUUGAGUUUGCAUACUAAACAUUUCACAAUGCAGUCUGAUCAAAAAAUUAAAGAUAGAUUGCUAGAUGAGUUUAAAGAAAUUGAAAGCAAAAAUAUGUGGAAUACAACAUUUAGAUUUGUAGAAACGGAGAGCUUAAAAAUUAGAAAAACCUCAGAUGAAGCAAAGAAAGUUCCAAAUAAAAUCUUAAAUAGAUAUCAAGAUGUUUCUCCUUACGAUGAUACUAUUAUAUCUCUUAAAAAAGGCAAUGUUUCAUACAUUAAUGCAAAUCUCCUUCAAGUUUGUGAUUGUGAUAGAAAAUAUAUACUUACACAAGGUCCAUUAGAAAAUACAACUUCUCAUUUUUGGCUUAUGGUGUGGGAACAAAAUUCAAAAGCUAUAAUAAUGUUAAAUAAAGUUAUAGAAAAGAAAAAGCUAAAAUGCCACCAAUAUUGGCCAAAAAAGAAAAAAGAAAAUUAUAAAUUUAUUUGGAAUGAUAUUGGUUUAUCUGUAGAAUUCAUAACAAAAAUAAAUCAUGGAUUUUAUAUCCAAAGUAUUUUGAAACUUAAUGACUUGGAGUCAGGAGAUUUUAGAGAAAUAUUACACUUUCAUUAUACUGAUUGGCCAGAUUUUGGUGUACCUAAAACACCUACACCUUUUUUGCGUUUUUUGAGAGAUAUUAGGCGUAGUGGUGCUCUUGAAACAUCUUAUGGACCAACUGUUGUUCACUGUUCUGCUGGAAUUGGUCGUUCAGGAACGUUUUGUUUGAUAGACAUUUGNCGUUCAGGAACGUUUUGUUUGAUAGACAUUUGUCUUGUACAGAUGAAAACACUUGAUGGUCUUAAAUAUGUACAUAUACGAUCAUUAUUGGUAGAAAUGAGAAAAUGUCGAAUGGGACUAGUGCAAGCCCCUGAACAAUUACGGUUUGGUUAUCAAAGCAUAAUUGAAGCUCUUGAUACUAAUUGGGAUGCUGAUAAUGAGGAUGAGCUACCUAGUUUAGAUGGUGUAUUAUUAGCUAAUGAUAAUGGGUCUGGUAAUGAAAGUAGUGAUAGUGAAUUAAGCAAUGAAGCACCUCCACUUCCUCCACCACGUACAGAAUCACUAAAUAAAGCUCAUGAAAAUGAUUCUGAUGAUGAAGAAUCAUUAGUUUCUGAAUCAGAAAGUGAUGAUACUGAAUCAACUCCACCACCUUUACCUCCUCCUAGAGAACUUGAUCUAUCAAAAAACAAUAAAUGUAACAAAUUGAAUUGUACCAAUGAUGAUAGCAAAUUAAAAGUUGAUGGAGAUGCAGAAAAAACCAGAGCGCUAGCAGAAAAAUUAAAGCUUAUGAAAAGGAAACAAAAAGAGCAAGAAUAUUGGGAAAAAAUCAAAAGGUCUUGGCUUAAACCAUUGAAAAGUUUAGGACUUGGAGUUCUAGCUCUGAGUGGUGGUGUUAUGAUCGUAGCUUAUUUUAUAAAUUAUAAAAAGUAGCAUAUUUUUAUCAAUGAAAAUUUUAACUUUGGUUAACAAUUUGUAAGGAUUAUAUCUAAUAUUAAAAUUAUUAAUAUAUUUGAAUAAAAUAAUAUUUAAAUGGUAACAAUCCUAUUUAGUUUAUUAAAAAAAUAUAUAUAUUCAUUGAUAAAUUUUAAGUACUAUUAUUUAGAUAAU